GUGUUCAGGGCCACAGGCUGGGAAAACACCAUCAGGAUGAAACAAGAGGAUCACCGUGCAAUAUGGAAGCUGUUGGAGCAGAAGGAGAAAACGAGAAAACUCUGCAUCAUGGAGAGGUCAGAGACUUACAAGGAUUAUCAAUAACAAAUAGUGAUGAAUCUCAGCCGGUGACUCCAGGAAAAAUGAGCCUGCGUCAGGGAAGGGAAGCAUUACAUCCCCAAACCAAAGAGUUGGUCCAUUCAUCACUCAGCCCUGGAAUCAGCAGCAACUAUGGAAAAAAUAGAAGGUACUUGGCUGUGUUGUUACGUAUUUACCAUCCUAUGGUCCAGUUGCUGGGAGGAGUGUACAUUGGCUCAUCUUGUUCACAAGGACCAGCAUUUUCCCUUUAGUUGCUCACUCAGUCAUUAGUAGCCUCGCAGCUACAAUUGCAACAGCCUCCACCUGAGCAGCACAGUGAUUUCAGUUUAUGGGAAAACCUCUGACUUAGAACAACCACAACAUGAAGGAAGAGAGUCUGAUGCGCCGUAGGUUUUCCUUGUGUGCUGGGCUACCAGGUGUGCUAUCAUCCAGAACUGAUGGACGAAAACUCAUGAGAAAUGCAUCUUUUGGUGGCUACAAUGAACUUCCUCCAUUAUUGCCAGGUUUGGACAAAGGUAGAGAUGAUGUGUCCUUCUCAAAGGAUGAUGCUACACACACCAUAUCAAAAAGCAAGUCAGAAUCCAAGCUUUACAAUGGAACAGAAAAGGAUCUUAUCUCACCUGGGAGUAAACUCACAAAAAAGGAGUCUCUUAAGGUUCAAAAGAAAAAUUACAGAGAAGAGAAAAAAAGAGCCACAAAAGAGUUGCUGAGCAGCAUUACUGAUCCCUCUGUAAUAGUGAUGGCAGAUUGGCUAAAGAUUCGUGGAACUUUAAAAAGUUGGACAAAGCUGUGGUGUGUACUGAAACCUGGAGUGUUGUUGAUCUACAAAACCCCAAAGAAUGGCCAGUGGGUGGGAACAGUGCUUCUUAACGCCUGUGAACUCAUUGAGCGGCCAUCAAAGAAGGACGGCUUCUGUUUUAAAGUCUUCCACCCCUUGGAGCAAUCCAUUUGGGCUGUAAAGGGUCCUAAAGGUGAAGCUGUUGGGUCCAUAACUCAGCCACUGCCCAGUAGCUACCUGAUAUUUCGAGCUGCUUCAGAAUCUGAUGGAAGGUGUUGGAUGGAUGCUUUGGAGCUUGCUCUGAAAUGUUCAAGCCUCCUUAAGCGAACGAUGAUUAGAGAAGGCAAAGAAUUUGAUCUAAACACCUCGGAGAACUGCCAUGUUGCACUUUUUGGAUUACUGCGAGCAAAUGCUCUCCAAAAUCCAGAACACUACCAGUUAAAUGAAAGUGAGAUAGAACAGCAGCACUUUAGAGACCAUGACCUUUACUCCGAUAAAUCAGAUAGGGAAAAUGAGCCUGACCAUGAGGAAUCGGAUAAUGAUGCACUGGAGAAAAGUGGAAAAAGUGAGGAAAGUGACUCAGACAUAUCAGAAAAACAUGAUGACCUGUACAGUGAUCUACAGCCUAUAGACGUAGUAAAGGAGACGUGUUACGUAGAAGAAGCCCAUGAAGAAUUGGGAGAGAUAGGUGAAGAUUCCCAGACAGAGGUCGUAUCUGAGGAGAACAAAAGUCUGAUAUGGACUCUGCUGAAACAAGUUCGCCCAGGAAUGGACCUCUCUAAAGUUGUGUUGCCUACAUUUAUCCUGGAGCCAAGGUCAUUCCUAGAUAAGUUAUCCGACUACUACUAUCAUGCAGACUUUCUAUCACAAGCUGCAGCAGAGGAAAACCCAUACAGUCGUUUGAAGAAAGUUACGAAAUGGUAUUUGUCUGGCUUCUACAAAAAACCAAAGGGCUUGAAGAAACCAUACAAUCCAAUUAUUGGUGAAACAUUCCGGUGUAUGUGGAUUCACCCAAAAGCAAACAGUCGGACAUUUUACAUUGCAGAACAGGUCUCUCAUCAUCCUCCUGUCUCUGCAUUCUAUGUCAGUAAUAGAAAAGAUGGAUUUUGUGUCACUGGUAGCAUUUUGGCCAAAUCAAAAUUUUAUGGCAAUUCAUUAUCUGCCAUAUUGGAUGGUGAAGCUAGACUUUCUUUCCUCAACAGAGGGGAAGAUUAUAUAAUGAGCAUGCCCUAUGCUCAUUGCAAAGGAAUCGUUUAUGGUCCAAUGACCCUUGAACUUGGAGGCUAUGUUAAUAUCACAUGUGAGAAAACAGGGUACAGUGCAAUAAUUGAAUUCAAAUUGAAGCCAUUUUUAGGCAACAGCAACAAUGUUAACCAGAUAGUUGGAAAAAUCAAGUUGGGGUCAGAAGUUUUGGCUACUCUGGAAGGGCACUGGGAUGGUGAAGUAAUGAUUAAUGACAAAAAGACUGGUGUAUCAGAAGUAUUCUGGAACCCUACGCCUGAAAUCCGACAACAGAGACUAACCAGGUGUACUGUGCUCUUUGAUGAACAGGAAGACAUGGAGUCAGCAAAACUGUGGCAGCUUGUAACUUGUGCAAUACAUAACAAGGACCAGAAUGAAGCUACGAGUGAAAAGUUUGUCCUGGAAGAAGCUCAACGUAAAGCUGCCAAACAGCGGAAAGCAAAGGGAGAGGAAUGGAUUCCUCGCUUGUUUGAACAAGAUCUAGUCACUGGAGAGUGGCAAUAUAAAUAUGCAGACACCAGACCCUGGGACCCACUGAAUGACCUCGUUCAAUAUGAAAAAGAAGGUGUCAUCCAGUCAAAAGUUUGGCACCGAACUCCAAUGGUACGUUCUGCCAGUAUAAUUAGUCUCAGUAACCAAGGGGGAAGGAAAGACAAUUACAAGCGUCAGGUUUCUGUGCAAAAACGUACCCGGAGUAAGCACAGUGGGCAGCAGAGUCCUGAAAGUGGCUGCUCCAGUCCAGAACUAGAUCAGCAGGAUUCAUCGGAGAGUGAAAAACAAAAGGCAACGAAGCACAACACAAGACUGAGGAAGAAAGCAAGUGAUCUUAGUGAACUUCUGAGUGCCAUAGAUUCAAUAAAACAUGCACAGGAGGAGAUCAAUAGAAGUUUGACAGCUCUACGGAAUCGAACAACAGCAAGCCAGUCUGAUGCAAAUCACUCCCUUUUGCAGCACAGAGACUAUGUGGUUAUUCUCUUCCUCAUCCUCCUUCAGAUUAUUAUUAACUCCAUAUUCAAUUAACCAUGACCAGAACCAAACAAAGCCAUAUAUUGGAGUGAGCAGGAUCAGCUUUCUGAAGGAUCAUUCUUCAUCACAUGUGGAUCUCUGACUAUAAGGGUGCCAGACAUUAUGUGGGACUAAAUGUGCUUCUAAUUUGAUGACAAAGUGCUUUGAAAACUUUUCAUUUCAUGUAUUAUAUUAUGUAUAUUUAAUUAUCUUACAAUGAAAUACAAUGCUUUAAAAAAACACUCCAUGCUCGCUCAUGCUCCAUACAUAACUGGUUAGGUACAAGGAUCAAUUUUUACAACUGCUGUAGUUAAGCCAGUUUUAGCAGAAGCCAUAUACUAAAUAAUGUGCAAAUGUUCGAAUACCACUAACAGCAGAAAUACAGAAGUGCAUUUUCAACAAUUUCUGAAUGCUGUUUCUAGUAUUCCCUGUUAACCAAUGCUUCGUUUAUGAAUGUUACAGUCCCUUAAGAGAGACAAGUAAGUUUAGCGUACAUGUUCAGUUUGGAUUAAAUUACUUUUAGCAGGGUCCAAAGUAUAUUUGUAUUUAAAAGGUCAAAAUGUAUUCUAUAGGGGCAGGAUGCUGGAAGAAUGUAAAGCAGUGCCUUCUGGAUGACUUCACACUGGUAUUCAGUAUAUGCUAAUAACAAAUAUCUUGGGCUGUGCCAUAGGGGAAAAAAGCCUUAUAACAUUCCAAAUGUGGAGUUUUGUCUUUAAGUUUAUUUUAAUGUCUCAAGUUGUCAUGACCUAACACUGCCAUUAAUACCUGUAUGGUAGCUUGUAAAGUCAGAUUUUAUUCUGGUCAUUUAUAGUAAAAUUAAUCUAAACAUAUCUUUAACAAGUUGAGUUUAUUUUGCAUCAGUUAUUCCUGUUAUGUGCAAUCUGGGGUUGUAUGUAACUUUCCUUUUGUCCGUCCCAACCUAUUGCAUAUAACACGAUUGCAUUGUAAUUCUGAUUCUGGGUGUACUAUACAAAGGUUAUUUCUGCAAAUCUAGCACAUGUUUAAACCAGCGUCUUUCCAAAUGUUAUUGUUGCAUUAACCUAUGGUGACUGUUAGAAAAAACUGAUUAUGCUUAUAAGGACCAGUGUUGUAUUUUUUUAUGUAUUAAAAGAAGUUGGACAUGUGUGAUUGAAGAAAACCAUUGGUAGGAUCAUGUGAAUGUUUUAUCAAUAUACCUACGUAUUUAUUCAUAAAACAGCCUUUUGUUAACUAAGAUUUAUCAAAGUUCUUUGUUUCCAUAAAUUCUGUUUUUACCAAGGUUCACUAAACCAAUAAAAUAUCUAAACAAA
Messenger RNA from Carcharodon carcharias (great white shark), 4452 nucleotides. It is a transcript of the gene osbpl8, whose product is annotated as oxysterol binding protein-like 8. Lineage: Eukaryota; Metazoa; Chordata; Chondrichthyes; Lamniformes; Lamnidae. The record is from RefSeq and is a predicted model, not a curated record. Gene Ontology annotation, molecular function: cholesterol binding. The coding region runs from base 500 to 3178 and encodes 892 amino acids. The transcript has 24 exons. Gene Ontology annotation, cellular component: membrane; cytosol; intracellular membrane-bounded organelle.